AUGAAGAACUCCACCCAAAACAACAAGACCGAUUUGAAAAGAAGACAGAGCCGGCGUAUGGCGGAGAAAGUUGAGAGCACGCAACAGCAAACACGGGCUGUGAACCCGUUUGCGAUCCCGGUGACUGAGGAAAUGAGGGAACUCGUCUGGUUCAAGUUGCCAGCAUCGUUCGAUAUGCCACUGGAAAACCUCAAUCCAUGGGUCAUGAAGGAGUUCAAAAAAUGGGAGCGUCGACGCCCAGCGCCAGAAGAAGAGUCAGUAAAGAUGGAGGCCGAUGGAUCAAUGGAUCAACCUGGCGUGUCUGCUGAAAAGGUGGCUGAAAAAGUGCUUGAAAAGGAGGAUAUGGAUAUGAAGGAGGAGAAAGAAGUGAGAGUUGACCCCCCAGUCCGGCUUGAAGAAAUUACUCAAGAAAAUGUGAAGGAGCUCAAAAGCGUCAUCGAGAGUACAAUGACAAAUCUAUUUGAAGACGAGAGCUACGAAGGAGCGAUCGCUCUCAAAGAGCACGGACGACUGGCUUUUUUGGAUGGAGUCCCGGUCGGUUACGUAAUGACGGAGCUAUACGAAAAUAGAAAGGUGCUGGUGACAUCUAUCGGAGUCCCAUUUGCCCAUAGGAAGUGUGGCGUCGGAUCGGUCUUGAUGAAACACGUGCAGAGCCUGUGCGAGCAACUCGGCCAGGUCAAAAAGCUCUCACUCUACAUUCAGCCAACAAACGCAAGAGGCAUCCGGUUCUUCGAAAGCCACGGGCUGAAGAGAAAGGAACUUCUCAGGAAUUACUACUCCGGUGAGCCAAGGGAGGCGUGGCGGAUGACCAGGAGAAUCCGGAAGUAG
Molecule: messenger RNA, 828 nt
Organism: Caenorhabditis remanei
Lineage: Eukaryota; Metazoa; Nematoda; Chromadorea; Rhabditida; Rhabditidae
Exons: 4
Coding region: 1-828 (275 amino acids)
Molecular function (GO): acyltransferase activity, transferring groups other than amino-acyl groups
Source: RefSeq, a predicted model, not a curated record